Messenger RNA from Alternaria arborescens, 444 nucleotides. RefSeq lists its product as hypothetical. The transcript is spliced from 3 exons. Gene Ontology annotation, cellular component: cytosol; mitochondrion. The record is from RefSeq and is a predicted model, not a curated record. NCBI's taxonomy places the organism in Eukaryota, Fungi, Ascomycota, Dothideomycetes, Pleosporales, Pleosporaceae. Bases 1 to 444 code for a protein of 147 amino acids. Gene Ontology annotation, molecular function: deaminase activity.
AUGACCGGAAUUACGAAGAGAGAAGUUCGAACUGAGGGCGCACCAGCUCCUCUGCCUUUCUACUCCCAAGGUGUUGUAGUCGGUAAUAUGGUGUACGUAUCCGGAAGUCUAGCAAUUGAUCCCGUAACGGGAGAAUUUGUUAAAGGCUCCGUGGCAGAUCGGACAACCCAGAUCCUGACCAACAUCUCGAACAUCCUCAAGGCUGCAGGAACUGAUCUAGACAAGGCUGUCAAACUCAAUGUUUUCUUGACUGACAUGGCCAACUUUUCUGCCAUGAAUGAAGCAUAUGCUCGCUUCUUCACCCAAGGUGUUCGUCCUGUAAGUUCGCUGCUCUUGAAGUACGGGGAUAGUCUAACUCUUGCCAAUAAGAUCAGAACUUGUGUUGCGGUAAAGGAGCUUCCUUUCGGUGCCGAUGUUGAGAUCGAGGCUUCAGCCCAUCUGUAG